UCUCUGAAUGGCCUGAGGCUGCAGGCAGCUGGCCAAGCCUACCCGCUAUAAAAGGGAGCUGACACUCAGCCCUGCAUAUCUUUUGUCAACUGACUUUCAGAAGACCUGAUACAGCAACUCUUUGGGCACCAUGCUGACCGACCUGGAGAAUGCCUUGGACUCAUUCAUUGACGUAUAUCACAAAUACUCCUUGCGGAAGGGAAAUUACCAUGCCAUCUACAAGGAUGACCUGAAGGACCUGCUGGAAACCGAGUGUCCUCAGUAUAUGAAGAAAAAGGAUGCAAACACCUGGUUCAAAGAGUUGGAUGUCAAUAGUGAUAACGCCAUCAACUUCCAGGAGUUCCUCAUAUUUGUGACAAAGAUGGGCGUGGUGGCCCAUGAAGAAAGCCACAAAGAAUAGCAGAGCAACUGGGCCCCUGGACAUGUAACUUCAGAAUAAUAAAGUGAUCGAUACCUCAGA
This is a messenger RNA of Microcebus murinus (gray mouse lemur), 460 nucleotides long. RefSeq names its product S100 calcium binding protein A8 (gene S100A8). Gene Ontology annotation, cellular component: cytoplasm; extracellular exosome. Gene Ontology annotation, molecular function: calcium ion binding; calcium-dependent protein binding. NCBI's taxonomy places the organism in Eukaryota, Metazoa, Chordata, Mammalia, Primates, Cheirogaleidae. Gene Ontology annotation, biological process: response to lipopolysaccharide; endothelial cell migration; neutrophil chemotaxis. The record is from RefSeq and is a predicted model, not a curated record.